GGUCCUUCCACACCCAGCUGGGGCAAGUGUAGUGCGUGAGGAGAAUGGGACUCCAGGUCCCAGAGGGGCGGGCACGGGGUCCCCACUCUAGGGCCGAGGGAACUGGGUGCAAGGUCCAGCAAGAGUUCUGGGGAAAGGACGUCAGGGUUCUUAGAAGGGGAGAUGACUGUUCACAGUCAUUGGGGCUCACGCAGGAAGCCUGGGGGAGCAGGAGGCGGAAACGCACCCACAUCAAGGGCGGCAGGGCGAGGUGUUGGAACCCGGAGGCGGGCUGGGAAAGAGCUGCGGGGUGCGGAUCCGAGGCCCGCUCUUCUGUCCCUCCCAAGACCCGGCCACAGGCAUGUGGGGCCCCUGGCAGAGAUGACAGUGCUGGCGCCAGCCUGGAGCCCAACUUCCUCACUGUUGCUGCUGCUGUUGCUGCUGAGCCCUGGUUUACGUGGGACUCCAGACUGCCACUUCAGCGACAACCCCAUCUCCUCCACCUUCGCCUUCAAGAUCCGCGAGCUGUCUGACUACCUGCUCCAAGAUUACCCGGUCACAGUGGCCUCUAAUCUUCAGGACGAUGAGCACUGCAGAGCCCUGUGGAGCCUGCUCCUGGCACAACGCUGCAUGGUGAAGCUGAAGGCUGUAGCAGGGUCCAAAAUGCAACUGCUCCUAGAGGCGGUCAACACGGAGAUCCAUUUUGUCACCCUGUGUGCUUUCCAGCCCCUCCCCAGAUGUCUUCGCUUGGUCCAGACCAACAUCUCCCACCUCCUGCAGGACACCUCCAUGCAGCUGGCUGCUCUGAAGCCCAGGAUCACCAGAUGGAAUUUCUCUCGGUGCCUGGAGGUGCAGUGCCAGCCUGACUCCUCCACGUUACUGCCCCCAAAGAGUGCUGGAGCCCUGGGGGCCACAGCACUGCCACCCGUUCGGUCCCCGCAGCUGCUGCUCCUACUGCUGUUGCCUGCUUCCCUCCUGCUAUUAGCUGCUGCCUACUGUCUACACUGGCGGAGGUGGAGGACGCCCCGCUCUCGGCAGCUGGUGCCCCCCAUCUCUCAUUCCCAGGCUGUGAUGCUUACAGAGUGUUGAUUCACCCAGGGCCUGGUCUAGGGAACACUGAGGCUCUGCAAGAGGAGUCACUUGCCAAAGGAUGUGGAGCUUGGACAGGCAGGAGGCUGACCCAUUCCCAGGCACUUCUGUCCCUCUAGGGUGGAGGCAGCAUCAGAACCCAGCAUGAGCCCCACCCAUUCUCCUCUGUAUAAA
Molecule: messenger RNA, 1242 nt
Organism: Jaculus jaculus (lesser Egyptian jerboa)
Lineage: Eukaryota; Metazoa; Chordata; Mammalia; Rodentia; Dipodidae
Gene: Flt3lg
Product: fms related receptor tyrosine kinase 3 ligand
Exons: 8
Coding region: 163-1068 (301 amino acids)
Biological process (GO): positive regulation of cell population proliferation
Cellular component (GO): membrane; cell surface
Molecular function (GO): receptor tyrosine kinase binding; cytokine activity
Source: RefSeq, a predicted model, not a curated record